Messenger RNA from Ylistrum balloti, 693 nucleotides. Its product is annotated as putative nuclease HARBI1. Lineage: Eukaryota; Metazoa; Mollusca; Bivalvia; Pectinida; Pectinidae. The record is from RefSeq and is a predicted model, not a curated record. Bases 1 to 693 code for a protein of 230 amino acids. The transcript has 2 exons.
AUGGCGAUUUUAGUCCUUCUGAACCGCGAUCAGGACGUUCCGAGACGUUUAUUUCGCGACAGAAGUAAUCCGCUGGAUUACCUGAGCGAUGAUGCAGUUAUUUCAGACUAUCGCUUAGACAGACGAACAAUUUAUUAUGGUGGUUAUAUGUCGGUAAUCGGUGAAGCACAUGGAGUCAGUAAAAUGACAGUAUCUCGAACAAUUAAAACCUUCACUGGUUUGAUUACCUUGCAUUUGGACAAAUAUAUAACGUUCCCCAUGGAUAUACCGGAACAGCUGAAGGUUAAACGAGAUUUCUACAAUAUCCGUGGAUUUCCGAGUGUCUUAGGAGCUGUAGACGGUACUUUGAUACCCAUUGAAACACCUUCCAUUGAUGAAUACCACUAUGUUUGUCGAAAAGGAUUUCACGCCUUGAACAUCCAAGGAGUGUGUGACGCUAAACUGAAAUUUCUCAAUAUUGUGGCAAAAUGGCCUGGUACAACACACGACUUAUUUAUAUGGACAAAUUGUGGUCUCUCUGCUGCGUUUGAAGACAAAGAAAUAACUGGAGGAUGGUUGCUUGGUGACAGUGGUUACGGCUUACGACCAUGGUUACUAACUUCAAAAUUGAAUCCAAGAACCCCCGCCGACAGAAAGUAUAAUGUCUGUCACAAAUCUACACGCUGUGUAAUUGAACGUGCAUUUGGGUUAUGA